AUGAUUGAAGAUUCUUCGCUUUUUUCUCUUUCAAAAAUCUCAAUUAAUGAUCUAUUAGUUCUGAGAGAGAAAAGGCAUGAAAAUCGAAUUGAAAACGCAAAACUCGUCGGGAAACCGUCAAAUUCUGAAGAAAAUUUUAUUGAAGGUCUUAAAAAAAGAAUAGAAACAAACAGGAUUUGUUUGGGCGUAAAUAUUAUUCAUGACUCGAUUUUAAAUAAUUCUUUUGUGUUAAGUAAUAAACAACUUUCUUCUAAUAAAAACAAGAGAUCCUUGUAUACAGGAGCUAUUGUGUCAAAAGAGAAUAUUCAUUUAAAUCAAAUGAACAGUAGUAUUAUUUCGGAGCAGAGAACCAAAAUUAAUAAUGUAAUAACUGAAGGGAACAAUACACAUAUUUUAACUCAUGAUUUGAAAAUUAGAAAAAAUCGAUUUGUAACAAAAAAGAAUUUAACUGGCACAAAAAUCAUUUGGGAUUCAAUUCAAGAAAAUAUUAAAAGUAUUGUUUCUCCUAAUGAAUAG
Molecule: messenger RNA, 516 nt
Organism: Cryptosporidium ubiquitum
Lineage: Eukaryota; Apicomplexa; Conoidasida; Eucoccidiorida; Cryptosporidiidae
Exons: 1
Coding region: 1-516 (171 amino acids)
Source: RefSeq, a predicted model, not a curated record